This is a messenger RNA of Penicillium chermesinum, 480 nucleotides long. RefSeq names its product UDP/CMP-sugar transporter. The transcript has a single exon. Gene Ontology annotation, molecular function: UDP-galactose transmembrane transporter activity. Bases 1 to 480 code for a protein of 159 amino acids. Gene Ontology annotation, cellular component: Golgi membrane. NCBI's taxonomy places the organism in Eukaryota, Fungi, Ascomycota, Eurotiomycetes, Eurotiales, Aspergillaceae. Gene Ontology annotation, biological process: pyrimidine nucleotide-sugar transmembrane transport. The record is from RefSeq and is a predicted model, not a curated record.
AUGCCGCCAGCAGGUGGUAAACGAUACCUCACGUCGACCGCAGUUGUCUUGAACGAAGUUGUCAAGUUGGCCCUGUCGUUGACGAUGGCCCUUUAUGAUGUUUCAAAGACCGCACCAACAUCGAUGCCCGCAACCUCUCUAUUCUCCUCCCUCACAAGCUCCAUUUUCGCUGGCGAUAGCUGGAAACUUGCCAUUCCUGCCGCCCUCGGUGUCCUAGCCAACUCAUUACAAUACACAGCGCUGUCCAACAUGCGAGCCGCAGCAUUUCAGGUUUCAGUGCAGUUGCAAUUCCUCACCACCGCAAUCUUUGGAUUGGUGGUUCUGCGACGAAGCAUCGCACCUCGCAAGUGGGGUUUGCUAUUGUUGUUGGUCAUUGGUGUGGCUUUGGUGCAGAUCCCCGACGCCAAAAAGGAUGGAAUGGGGCUCAAUGAGGAAAGUGCGAACCACUUCCUCGGUCAGUCCAGGAAUGGAAGGAAGUAA